Messenger RNA from Trypanosoma grayi, 1977 nucleotides. Its product is annotated as putative proteasome regulatory non-ATPase subunit. NCBI's taxonomy places the organism in Eukaryota, Euglenozoa, Kinetoplastea, Trypanosomatida, Trypanosomatidae. Gene Ontology annotation, biological process: protein localization to phagophore assembly site; autophagy of mitochondrion. The record is from RefSeq and is a predicted model, not a curated record. Gene Ontology annotation, cellular component: autophagosome; phagophore assembly site. The coding region runs from base 1 to 1977 and encodes 658 amino acids. The transcript has a single exon.
AUGGUUUUUGUGCGCACCCCCUCCUUCUCACUGCGGUACCAGGGCAACGGGCGUAUUGAGGACGUACACCUCUUUAUGAGAUGCCUGUACGCCUUCUGGUACUUCAAGGGGCUGUGGAACACCUGUGUGGCGUCGUUUGUGGACUUCCUCAAUAGUUUGGUGGUGUUUGCCGCAGUCCUCUUCCUCACGAUGAUUUUCGACUGGUCAGUGGCAAUGACAUGUGAUGAAGUGAGUUGCGUGAAUGCCACGUUGGUGCGCGGCAUGCAUACGCCGACUGUUUUUGGAAUGGGGCACAUGAUGUUGGGUCUUGUGCUUUUGAUAUCUUCCUUCGCGGCUCUUUGCUACGAGCUUGUAAAGUUCGUGGAGACAUGCAGGCUUCAGAGUGAGUUGGAGACCAUGCUGCGUACGGUUGUGGACACCGGCUACGUCACGCCCGUGCAUCGCCUCGUGCAUGUUUGGCGUAGCAUGCGUGCGCGUGCGGAAGGACACGAGGAGGUGUGCCUUACCGGCGAGCUCACGUUUGUUGGCAACAUGAGUUGGGGUGGCUUUCUUGAUACGGUCUGUGAGCACAUACAGCAAGACCGCUCAUUCGGUAUUGUGGAGCAUCACGCGUUCGACAGUCUUCGAGCCGUGCAGGCGCUCAUGGUAUACGACAACCACAUCAUCACGCUCUAUCAGCACGGCAUUCUGGAGCGAGGCACACUGAAGUACUCCGACGAACGUCUUCUCAAAAUACUGAUUUGUGGCAUGUUCGAUGAGUUCAAUACUCUCCGAGUGGGUCGAAACCAGGUUCAGCUGGUUCGGUUGCAAGUCGUAAAAUAUUUUUGCGUCUAUGCGCUGCUGUACCCCUUUGUCGUGACGCUCUCCGUCAUGCGGGUGCUUGUCAAGAACGCCGCCAUGAUGCGUUCGGACUGGGGGAAUUACAUGUCUCGGGACUGGAACAGCCGUGCGCUCUGGACGUUCAGGCUGUACAACGAGGUGCCGCACAUUCUCAGCGCGCGUAUGUUGUUGGGGCGCCAAACGGCGGUGGAAAUGGUGCGGCGUUUACAACCGUACUCGAGUGGUGGUCGUUUUGUUCGUCGGACCGCCUCUGCCAUUGUCCUCAUAGUUGUGUCCCUGGCGUUUCUGAAUUCAGCACUGCUUGUUGCGGGAUCCAUUGGUGGCAUCUCGCUCCUCUGGUGGCUUUCUGCCGCACUAGUAGCGUUUUCUGUAUUCUCUGAAAAGGAGUCUUUUCAACGUGAGUACAACCAUCUUGCUGACCUCGAGAAGCUCGUCAAGCUGGUGCACUACAGCCAGAAGGAAUGGUUCCACUCUGGCGAUACCUUCUACAACACGCUGACGUGGGACUUCUUGAAGAGUCGAUUUUUUCUGAUCGUGUCAGAUCUCGCCCGGACCCUUUUCAUGCCCUUGAUACUGCUGGGCAUAUUGUGCGAUGGAAGCAUUCCAGAGCUCGUGGAGUGCGUCUACAACGAGUCCGUACGAGUGGACGGGCUAGGAUCUGUGGCGAGGGGUUCUGCCUUUGGUGUACAGGUUGGCGAUGGUGGCGGUGACGGUGGUAGUGACUCCGUUUCGCCCUUGUCGUACUUCAGCCAAAAGGAUGCCAACUCCAUCGCGAGUUUCUGCUCUAUCUACUCGGGGUGGUUGCUGCGGCGCCUGCUGGCGGUCGAUGAGGUCGUCAAGGCAACGGGGGAGACCGCCACCGCUCCGACUGUCCUUGACCGGUUUGUCGCUAACCUGCACAAGAAGGUGGACGUACAUAGCAGGGAGCGCCAGGGCGAGCCGUUGCAAGUCACUAGUGGCACCCUAAAUGCGGGCUGGUGUCAGUCCGAGUCGUGGGAGCAAAGCACCGCCCACGAGCGGGAGCAGCUGUUUGUCUCGCAGGUGAUGACCGCAUCCCCUACGGAAUUUGCGCGAGUCACCAGGGCGUGGGACACUGCCUCUUCAUCCCGCUUCUCACGGGAAUGUGCCUUACGAUAA